Molecule: messenger RNA, 1647 nt
Organism: Alternaria atra
Lineage: Eukaryota; Fungi; Ascomycota; Dothideomycetes; Pleosporales; Pleosporaceae
Exons: 2
Coding region: 1-1647 (548 amino acids)
Biological process (GO): carbohydrate metabolic process
Source: RefSeq, a predicted model, not a curated record
AUGAGGUCUUCAAUAGCAUCUCUGUCCCUAGGGGCUCUGUUCACCCUCUCAUCCGUCUCCGCGGGACUAAAUAACGCCGGAGAGCAAGAGCCUCUACGACCUCCCAUCGAUCCGCUCAAGUACAAAGCAGCAUGUCCAGACUACAAGAACUAUGCGAUGCGACCACACCCACCGUACAGUACAGGCCCCAUGGAACUACCCUUCCAACGGCCAUCCAAGUACUGCCGAACCUUCGAAUCGCCUCUCGUCGAAAAGGUCAUUGAUGACAUGAACGACAAGAUAGUCGACAAGGACCUCGCUCGUCUCUUCGAAAACGCAUUCCCCAACACAUUAGACACGACCGUACGAUGGCACGUCGAUGGGACUGUUAAACACAAGACCUCGAAACGAAACUGGGAUCCAGCGGCGUGGAAGGGAGCGCAGAGCUUCAUCGUCACAGGCGAUAUCAAUGCCGAGUGGUUACGUGACUCUACAAACCAACUAGCACAAUACCAGCUGCUAGCGAAGAAAGACAAGGAUAUACAUCAGCUCAUCUUGGGAGCCAUCAACACACAGGCAGAGUACGUCAUUGGCUCGCCGUACUGCAAUGCUUUCCAACCACCUCCACCAAGCGGCCUGAACCCGACCUUCCAAGGCGAUGGCGACAACGUACACCCAAACUACGAGCAAUCAUUCGUUUUCGAAUGCAAGUACGAAUUAGACUCGCUCGCUCACUUCCUCUCCCUAUCGAACCAAUUCCACAACCACACCGACUCGACCGAGUUCAUCAAUGGACGCUGGCUUCUCGCGCUCGAUACAUUACUCAGCGUGCUCCAGGAGCAGUCGAAGCCCACGUUCAACGAGCAAACAGGCGCUUACCAAGGCAACGAAUACACAUGGCAGCGUCAAACCAACAUCGGCACCGAAACACUCAGCCUAAGCGGUCUCGGUAACCCGCUCAACGGCGGCACAGGACUCAUCCGCUCUGCCUUCCGCCCCAGCGACGACGCCACAAUACUCGGCUUCUUCAUCCCCGCCAACGCCAUGAUAGCCGUCGAACUCCUACGCACAGCUGCUAUCCUCAAGAAGGCAGGAAAGAAACACAUUGCAAAUGAAGUCCAGACGUGGGGCGAGACAAUCCAAAAGGGUGUGUGGGAGCACGGCGUAGUCACGCACAAGAAAUAUGGCGAGGUCUUUGCAUUUGAAGUCGAUGGCUAUGGAUCUUCCAUCUUGAUGGACGACGCUAAUCUGCCUUCUCUACUCGCUCUACCUCUUCUCGGCUUCACAGAUGCGAACAACAAAAUCUACAAAAACACCCGUAAGAUGAUCCUCGAGAAGAACGGUAACCCAUAUUACCUCACUGGCUCCGACUUCGCGGGUAUCGGCGGCCCCCACGUCGGUGUGCGAAACGCGUGGCCCAUGGCUGUCCUUGUGCAAGCUAUGACUUCGGAUGACGAUGAGGAGAUUAUGACGUGUCUUGCUGCGGUCAAGAAUGUGAGUAGCUUAGGCCUGGUGCAUGAGAGUGUGAAUGUGCAGUCUGGGAAGUCGUACACGCGGAGUUGGUUUGCGUGGGCGAAUUCGGUGUUUGCACAGACAGUGUUGGACUUGGCGCAAAGGAAGCCGCAUUUGCUUUUUGGUAAGGGGAGUGACGCGUAUACUGUUGGUUGA